Messenger RNA from Exophiala xenobiotica, 2440 nucleotides. RefSeq lists its product as uncharacterized. The transcript has 6 exons. Gene Ontology annotation, molecular function: DNA binding; DNA-binding transcription factor activity, RNA polymerase II-specific; zinc ion binding. Gene Ontology annotation, biological process: DNA-templated transcription; regulation of DNA-templated transcription. The record is from RefSeq and is a predicted model, not a curated record. The coding region runs from base 22 to 2169 and encodes 715 amino acids. Lineage: Eukaryota; Fungi; Ascomycota; Eurotiomycetes; Chaetothyriales; Herpotrichiellaceae.
UUGUCCUCGGGUCUCCUAAGAAUGGGUCAGGGAGAGUUGAGCAAGCGCAGUUGCGACUAUUGCCGUCAACAUAAAACCAAGUGUAUACGAUUGGAAGAUGCUACCUGCAGACGAUGUUCCAAAGCACGCCGGGCUUGUGUCACUUCGAACGUGAAAACCGGCAGACCAUAUUACCAGAGCUCAAAAGAACAGUACGAUUUGAUGAGUACAAUUGUCAAGCAUUUUCUUCCCGAUGCUGCUCUGGAUAAGGAGAGCCUCCGGCAGCUUGUGACGCAGCUGCACCAAGAUGACAACAACCGCGGCAGUGAUGACAACAAUGACAACAACACAACUCCUGACAACAAUACGUCGAGUGCAGCAGGCUCUCAUCAUCAACCUCCAAUUGGUGUUGUCAAUGCUGACUUGCAAAGCCCACUGCCAGUAACAGCUCUGGUCGAGAACAGUCUCCUUACGUCCGCCGAAACCACCGUCCAGCUACCACCUUUUUCAAGAAGAUUCCCAGACCAGACGAUGUCAGAGCCUUACCCACAGCUCCAUGGCUGUCCUGAUGGAAUGAACCAGGGAAAUACCGACCUUGGGCCAGUUUCGGCGGUGAACCUGGCCGAGUAUGCUUGCCACUAUCCAAUAUCAGCAUUCGAUGUGCCACAGACAUGCUCACCUGAGAGCGCCAGAGCCUCUUGGACAAGCGAAACAGAACCGGCCGAGAGCAUGGCUCGUGCAGAAUUGAUGAAUGUUACAAGAUACGACAGCGGCACAAGCUGGACUGCGUUCUUCCGCAAAAUACACUCCACCAAGGGGCCCACAUACGGCGAUGCGCUAGGGGGCUCUGUUUUUAGGUUCGAUGAGCUGACUGGCAGCAAGCAAGUCGACCAAGUUCAGCCCAAUGAUCUCCCACCCAGGGCCGAGUUUGAGCGAGCAUCCUUGAGGUUCUUCGCCGAAAUCAACUGCGUAAACUACAUUUUGAGCUAUGAGCAGUUUUACGUCUACAUAUCUGACUCCUUGGAUCAAAGGCACCCGCUCAGCCAUGGGGUAUUCAUGCUCUUGUGUUUGAUACUGUCAUUUGACUCCAAGUACGAGGAGUUUUUCUCCAAGGCAUGCGGACAUGUUGAGUAUGUAUUUGAGGAAGGAAGCAUAGCCAGUGUGGAGUCUCUAAUGCUUCUCGCUUUGUGUCGGCUGAACAGAGAUCAGAGAAACCUAGCUUGGAUCACUCUCGGUUCCGCGUCCAGGAUUGCGCAGUCCUUGGGACUACACUUGAAAGAAUCGUGCUGGGAAGAAAAGUCUCCUUCUAUCGUCGAGAGCCGAAAACGGCUAUGGUGGUCCCUUUACGACCUUGAAAUUUGCCUGGCAUAUCGUCUUGGAAGAAACCCCGGGAUCAACCCAGCAUUCUGCAGUUUGGAUAUCCCGUCUCAAGCGAUGUUGAAUAUGACUCCAUACACUCCUCCAGAUUACCACAGAGCCGUCGCUCAGCUGAGCAAGAUCAAUUGCCUGAUAGUGCAGGACCUAUACGGGCCGAGAGCGGCACAAAUCUGCCUUGACAGUCGUGCCGAUGAGAUUUUGAGUGACAUACAGUGCUUUUGGAACAGAUUGCACGAUUAUCUCAAACCUGGCGCCCCCUUGGCAGCAUCUCAUAGUCGAGCCGUCCACUACCUCGGACUUCGCUAUGAGUACACCAUUCUGGUUGCGACGAGGCCCUCGAUGGUCUCUUGCUGGAAGUUCUUCGGCUCAUGCAGCGACCGCUUGAUGCAACGUGUACAACUGUGCGAAGCAGCCAACAGAAGAUCGCUCUUGCUCCUCAAGAGAAUGGCCCGGGACGGCUUAUUCAGUCAACACAACUUUCUGGAUGCGACUUACGUGCUUGCCAACGCUUUGAUUUUGCUCUUAAGGCUUGUCAAAGACCCUUCAAGAGAACUCCUCACGGAGGCUGAGGAGUAUUGCCUCCUCAUCGACAUGGCCCAGCAUCUGAACAUCGGCAGGGUGACAAAACGUCAUUUCGAAGAGACCACACGCGAAAUAAGGUCAAGACUUGGAUUAGGAGGAGAGCUCCGCACUCCGAGAGAAACGUCUGUCAGUGAGCUUCUCGAGAACUUCAUGGGCGUGGAUGAAUGCAUAUGGCCGACGUGGCCUUUUGAUGAUGUUGCCGAGCUGGACUGGUCCGCUGCCAUACCUUGAGUCGCCAUUUCGAGCGGAUAUGCUGAUACAUUGCGCCGACUGAGGUGCAUUCUUCACACGUCCGUGCCUGAUAGCACUUUCCAGAAAGUCUGAACAGUCCGCCCGGAGAUGUUCUUUCUAUGGCCCAGUUCCACAGACAGAAUAGCUGCAUUUACCACGCACGAGUUUCGCAGCUAGUCGUAUACCCCAGAAAAGGUCUGAGCAAUUGAAGCACUUGAGCACCGAGAAAGUGUGAUGCCUCCACAUGGGGUUAGCAUCGUUGUUUUUCUAC